AUGGUCGCCAACAAGCCCGGCAACCUCGACGGCGAGACCGCCGGGUCCACGGUUUGGACGCCGCCCAACGAACUCGUCGUCGCCGCCGCCCGCGCGCGCGACGCCGUCGCACCGAGCGCCGAGCGAUCCGCCCUGCUCAAGGAGAAGGAGCGCCAGCGGUCGAAGCGAAGGAGGGAGAACGCCACGGCGGAGCAGCGCGCCAAGGAACGGGCCCGCAGCGCCCGCCGACGCAACGCGCUCACCCCCGAAGAGAAGCAGGCGCAGGCCCUGAAGCGCGCGGAGCGGCGCAAGGAGCGCAAGGCGAACGGAACGCUGCCCGCCCCCAAGCGAGCGCAUCGGCCGCUCGCGCUCGCGGGCUCGCCCGAGCGGCCGCUCGCGCUGCGGGCCGCCGGGGAGGUCGAUCCGGCGACGCCCGGCGAGCUCGGGACGUUCGUGGAGGCGGUCACCGCCGCCGCCGGCGCAAAGGCGACCGGCGCACACAUCGGCAAGGGUUUAACCGCGGACGACGACGCCGGGGAUCUUCGCGCCGUCGUCCCCCAAAUCGCAUCGGCGACGGAACGACGGACGCCCAAGAAGGCGUCUACGGAGGAGCAGCGCGCGGCGGAGAGGAACCGAUCGAAGAUGCGACGGGCGGCGAUGACCGAUGAGCAGCGCAAGAAGGAGAGCCAGGCGCGGGCGGAGCGGCGGAGGCGAUCGAAGGCGCUCGCGGCGGGCGGCGGCGGCGACGGCGCGACGGCGGAGUGA
Messenger RNA from Micromonas commoda, 744 nucleotides. RefSeq lists its product with no specific name. The record is from RefSeq and is a predicted model, not a curated record. Bases 1 to 744 code for a protein of 247 amino acids. The transcript has a single exon. NCBI's taxonomy places the organism in Eukaryota, Viridiplantae, Chlorophyta, Mamiellophyceae, Mamiellales, Mamiellaceae.